Molecule: messenger RNA, 3767 nt
Organism: Anopheles gambiae (African malaria mosquito)
Lineage: Eukaryota; Metazoa; Arthropoda; Insecta; Diptera; Culicidae
Exons: 1
Coding region: 1-2118 (705 amino acids)
Biological process (GO): proteolysis
Molecular function (GO): aspartic-type endopeptidase activity
Source: RefSeq, a predicted model, not a curated record
AUGUGCCAAAAGAUGGUGACAUUGAAAAAGGACGCCGUGAUGAUAGAGAGCGAGAAACAAAUAAACGUCGUGACUGACGGGAAGUAUAAUCGAAACGGUCCAAAGUGGCAAAUGAACCGCGGUAACGGAGCAACGCAACGUGAUAUGCAACCGGCUAAGUCCACUACAAAAUGUUGGCUUUGUGGUGAGGGGCACUAUGCUCAAAAGUGCACGUAUAGAAAUUACAAGUGCAGGCAGUGUCAAAAAUAUGGUCAUAACGAAGGGCACUGUGGGGCAGCGGCACGUUUUAUCGCAUCGAAAACCCACAGCAAAGUGAGAACAGUCCUCGUGAACAUGGUCAACAGUAAGGGCAAAGGUCACGUGAACGUGAUAUUGAAUGGUGAGCCAAUAAAAAUGAUGGUGGACACGGGCGCUGAUAUUUCGAUUAUAUCAAUCGAGCAAUGGAGGACCAUAGGACAGCCUCCAUUGUGCCCGCCAUCCGUGAAGGCAAAAACGGCUUCGGGUAGCCAACUGAAAAUCCUAGGAGAAUUUUGUGCUCAUGUGGCUUUGAAGCAGCAAGUUAAACGAUGUACGAUGAGAGUCACUGAGGAGCCGCUGAUGUUACUAGGUGCUGACUUUGAAGGAUUAUUUAGGGAUUUUGAAGGAUUAUUUUCCCACGAGUUGGGGCACUGCAUGAAAGCAAAAGUGAGGAUGGAGCUGAAAAAUGAUGCAGCCCCCGUAUUUCGUCCAAAGCGUCCUGUUUCAUAUGCGAUGCGCCCCGCUGUAGACGAGGAGCUAGACCGGCUGGAAAAAGAAGGUAUAAUAACCCGUGUUAAUUUUUCAGCUUGGGCUGCGCCUAUAGUAGUAGUGCGCAAGGCGAGUGGAAGCAUUCGUAUAUGUGGCGACUACUCAACGGGGUUGAAUGAUGCACUCCAGCCUCACCAGUAUCCGAUCCCGCUGCCGGAGGAUAUAUUUUCAACUUUGGCAAAUUCGGCCAUGUUUAGCCAGAUAGACCUCACCGAUGCGUUCCUACAGGUUGAAGUGGAACAAGUGUGCAGAGAGCUGCUAACGGUUAACACACACAGAGGGUUAUAUGCUUAUAACCGACAUCCGCCUGGGGUGAAGGUCGCACCAGGAGCCUUCCAGCAGUUAAUGGAGACCAUGCUAGCUGGGUUAAAGGAUGUGGCGGUGUACCUAGAUGACAUCGUGAUUGGCGGAACGGAUGAACACACCCACAUGGAAAACCUUCGCGCGGUGCUCGCGAAGUUGCAGGAAUAUGGGUUCAAAAUAAGGCCUGAAAAGUGUAACUUUUUCCAAAAGCAAAUUAAAUAUCUUGGUCAUAUUUUAGAUCGUGAUGGACAACGCCCGGAUCCUGCCACGAUUGAAGCGAUUGUGAAGAUGCCUUCCCCGAAGAAUCCUGCUGAAGUACGCUCAUUCCUAGGAGCGAUAAACUAUUAUGGGAAGUUUGUGCCGCAAAUGAGGAAUCUUCGUUACCCGCUUGAUGAGCUAUUAAAAAAAGAUGGGCAAUGGUAUUGGAGUCCAGAAUGUCAGAUUGCGUUUGACACGUUUAAGCGGUUGUUAAGCUCAGACCUCCUUCUGACUUAUUAUGACCCAAAGAAACCGAUAAUAGUGGCAGCUGAUGCGUCGUCAGUGAGAGUAGGAGCCACUAUUACACACAGAAUGCCAGAUGGCACGAUAAAAAUAGUUCAGCAUGCAUCACGCGCUCUUACUAAAACUGAAACAAACUAUAGUCAGCCAGAUCGUGAAGGAUUAGCAAUAAUUUAUGCGGUGACUAAGUUUCAUCGAAUGAUCUUUGGGCGACGUUUCACGCUCCAAACGGAUCAUGCACCCUUGCUGCGUAUUUUUGGCUCGCGCACUGGAAUACCAGUGUAUACCGCGAAUAGAUUGCAACGCUGGGCGUUGACGCUGCUGCUGUAUGAUUUCAGCAUUAAAUACGUAUCUACGGAGAAAUUUGGUAAUGCUGACCUGUUGUCGCGCUUGAUUGCAAAUCAUGAGAAAACGGAUGCAGAAUAUGUUAUUGCUAGCAUCGAAACAGAGAGGGAUUUGCAAGCCAUGAUUGGCUGCGUAACGCAAAUAAUGCCAUUGAUAUUAGAAGAAGUACUGAACGAAACCAACUAAGACCCGGUAUUAAGAAAUGUUAGAGAUUAUGUGGUCAAAGGAUGGCCUAGUAAGAAAGUAGAGAACCAAGAGUUGCGAAAUUUCCAAAGCAGGAGUGAAUCCCUGUGCAUCGUAAACGGAUGUUUACUUUUUGGUGAGCGGUUGGUAAUACCAGGGCCACAGAGAGAAAGAUGUUUACAACAACUACAUUACGGCCAUCCUGGUAUGGAUAAGACGAAAGCGCUGGCAAGUAGCUAAGUAUAUUGGCCCGGAAUAGAUCGAGAGAUAGAGUGAAAAGUUAGAAGGUGCCAUCGGUGUGCAGUGGUUGCUAGUCAUCAAUUCUUAUUCUCAAAGGCCGGAGAUAGUGGCAACAGCAACGAUUUCAGCAAGAGCAACAAUUAGGAUUUUACGUGAAAUUUUUAGCCGUUUUGGAAUGCCUAAUGUUUUAGUAAGCGACAACGGGUCGCAGUUUGUAAGCACGGAGUUUGAGCUAUUUUGUACAUUAAACGGCAUUGAGCAUUUGCGGACAGCCCCCUUCCAUCCGCAAUCCAACGGGCAAGCGGAAAGAUUUGUGGAUACAUUUAAACGGGCACUUAAGAAAAUGGAGGGGGUAGGUGGUACAGUGCAAGAAGCAAUAGAUAUUUUCUUAAUGACGCAUACCGCAUAAGCUUUUGGAACGGAAUCAAUCGCCAGCAGAAGUGAUGAUAGGGCGUAAAAUGCGUACAUGCAUGGAGCUUUUGCGACCGUCUAUGGAUUUGGGCACAGACGUUAAACAUAGAAUACGAUUAAGAAAAUAUGAAUGUAAUGAUCUCGUUUACGCAAAACAGUAUUUUAGAAACAAAUGGAAAUGGGUAUCCGGAACAGUCAGGAAGCGUUUAGACUCGGUUAUGUACGAGAUUGUUACCACAGAAAUUAGACAUUUACGAUCCCACAUUAAUCAGUUGCGUUCUCGAGUGAGUGAUAAACAAUCAAGUCCGUUUAACGUUGAUGAGUCACGUUCGUACCGUAUGUUAGACGUGUUGUUGGAUGCUUGGGGUAUGAACUCGAAUCAAUCGGGAGCUAGCAGGCAGGGAAACGCUGAAAUGAACACGGAUAUAGCUAGGGCACAAUAUACGGAAUCGCCAUCGUUGGCUAUAUCGUCAUCACCCCCAUCAUCCUCAUCGUCUUCACCGCUACUGUAGUCGUCAGCGGUGCAAUCCGAGAGUCCCUCGUCAUCGUCCUCAGAAGAGCUAAGAUCGGCAACAUCUACGGGGUUCGCUACAGCAGAUAGCGGUUCAUCAACGCCGUUACGGCCUCUACGACGUUCUACGAGGAUUCGUAAACCGCCUCAGUGGAUUGAGCAAUACCGCCGGUACUAAAUAGGGGGAGAUGUUGUAGAGUACAAGAUAGGUUGCCGGCCCCUGGGAACGAAGUGAUGAGUACCGCUCGGGUGGAGGGCAUAGCAUCGUGGGUGCAAGGAAGAGAGCGUUCGGGGAAUUAUUACGACACUUCUCCUCCUAGCAAUAGUUUUUUAUAAAGCGAUUACUUAGUACUGUAGGUGACCACGAACUGAGAUGUAAACAAACUCCAGCUAGCGUACAAUAUUCGCUGACGAUUUGAUGAAUUUAUUGUUUUCAGUGGCUUUGACUUGAACGAAUAAAUUACUCUUUUUUCAUUUAUGUUCAUCUAAA